Carcharodon carcharias (great white shark) is the source of this 4347-nucleotide messenger RNA. RefSeq lists its product as uncharacterized. NCBI's taxonomy places the organism in Eukaryota, Metazoa, Chordata, Chondrichthyes, Lamniformes, Lamnidae. The record is from RefSeq and is a predicted model, not a curated record. Gene Ontology annotation, molecular function: nucleic acid binding; RNA-DNA hybrid ribonuclease activity. Bases 163 to 2442 code for a protein of 759 amino acids. The transcript has 2 exons.
AACAAGCAAAAUAAAAUAAUAUUAUCCUAGCAAGCUAGUCUCCUGUUCUUUGUUUCCGCAUCAAACUACCCGCCUGCGAACCUGAUCCUCAUAAUUUCUUAGAACAUUUUGGCGUAGUCGGCAGGAUCAAUCGCAAUUGAGGAGGGAUUUUGAUGCGAAACAAUGUUUGGGAAAAGGAAUAAGAAACCAGAAGGGCAGGCCGAGGCGGUUGCGGUCCCAGGAUGGCAAGGGCCGUGGCAUAGUGUAGCGGCCUGUUUGCGGAAGGGUGGGGGGCGACCGGAAAACUGGGAGGCCGAAGGCGUAGGAACCACCCCAGGGUCGCUGCUGUCCACCCUUGAGAAAAUCCCGGUCCCCUCAAGGAACCCCUUGCCAGGGAUCCAGAGGCGGAUGUGGGCUUGUGCGGCGGCUUGUAAGCAGCAGUCUGACAGGCGUCAGAAGUUGGAGGCUGAAAUAGCAACCCUUAAGCAUGAGCAGGGGCUCAGUAGCGGGGAUGCCUCCGUGUUAAGACAAGAAAUUAUAAAACUAAAGGCAGAAAUAGCAGCACUAACGGAAUUAGCGGGGCGGGCGAUCACACAUUUGUCGUCUAGUAAGCGGAAGAGUGAGCGAAAGCGCCCGCGCUCCGUGAACCCCACUCAAAUAAGGGCGUUUGUGACACAGCUAAAUAAUGGGGACGGCUGGGAUAUUGACCACUGGGACGGGAAUAUAUGGGGGGACUCGGAUGAUCAGUACGAAGAUGAGCUGCCACCCCAGGUGCGAGCGAAUCCGGUCGUCCGGAGAAAACAGGUUCAGAGACGGCCUCCUGUUAGGUUCGAAGUGCCGGACCAUGUAAUGGUCUCCCACUACAUUGACGAUAUAAUGAUACAAGGUAGUGGGCAGGCCCAGAUACAAACACUGUUGGACGCAUUAGUCCAACACAUGAAGGGGUACGGAUGGGAAAUCAACCCGGCAAAGAUACAAGGGCCUUCCCAGACUGUGAAGUUCCUGGGGAUAAUUUGGAAUAAAGGGGAACGAGAAGUUACCGAGAAGGCCAGGGAUAAAAUUCAGGCCUUCGCAGUUCCUCACACGCAAAAGGACGUACAGCAAUUUAUCGGACUAUUUGGCUUUUGGAGGCAACAUAUACCACAUUUGGGACAGAUACUGAGACCAUUAUACCAAAUUACCAGGAAGAAGGCAGAGUUUGAAUGGACUAACAACCAUCAACUCGCCUUCGAGAUGGCCAAACAAGCGAUACAGCAGGCUGUAUCCCUAGGAAAAAUACAGUCAGGACCGGUCGAAUUGCAGGUUUCGGCACAGGGAGACUAUGCAAAUUGGAGUCUAUGGCAAAAACAAGGACGCGUAAGGAAGCCGUUGGGGUUUUGGUCUCGUAAACUACCCCCGGCGGGGGGGAGGUACACCCCCUUUGAGAAACAACUGUUGUCCUGCUACUGGAGCUUGGUGGAAACCGAGGCCCUGACAGCGGGACACGAAGUAAUUAUGAGAACGGCUAUACCCAUUCUCCCGUGGGUAAUGAGUGAUCCCACUACACAUAGGAUAGGGACGGCCCAAGAAAGUAGUAUCAUCAAAUGGAAAUGGUAUGUGUCAGAAAGGGUGAAGACUGGGCAGAAGGGGGUGUCAGUCUUACAUGAGCAAGUGGCGGAGGCCCCUGAGGGAGGGGAAGUGAGAUUCGAGGUGAUUGAAUACACAGAAUCACCUGUGAAACUUGGGAAAAGGUACGAUGAGCUGACGUCGGAAGAGCAAGCCACUGCUUGGUUCGUGGACGGCUCGGCUCAAUGGAAGUCAGGACGGCGUAGGUGGAAGGCCGCUGCGUAUAAUCCAAAGCAAGGGAUUACAUUGGAAGAAUUGGGAGAGGGUAAGAGCAGCCAGUGGGCCGAGCUCAAGGCGGUGCAUAUGGUAAUCAUGCAGGCCGGAAUUAUUGGGGUACACCUAUUUUCCGAUUCAUGGUCAGUAGUUAACGGGAUGACUCAGUGGAUGCCCACAUGGCAGGCCAAUCAGUGGAUGAUCCAAAGUUGGGAAGUAUGGGGUAGGCCGCUGUGGGAGGAAAUUUGGGAGAAGGCCCAGCAUUUAAGGAUAUUUAUCACACACGUGGACGCCCACACGUCCCGAAAUGACGCAGAAGCCCUCCAUAACCGAUAUGUUGACGGCAUAGUUCGAGCUAUGGUAAUACAGAGGGACACCUCGGUGGACCUAGCCAGAUGGGCACACCAAAAGGCUGGGCAUUGGGGGGUACAAGGGACUCUACAAUGGGCCCGGGAUCGGGGUAUAGACCUGCUGGUAGACGAUGUAAAAACCGCAGUGAAUCAGUGUGAGCAAUGCCAACACCAAAGACAGGGAGUGCCUCAGCAUAUGAUGGGGCACAUUCACCGAGGAGACAACAGUGGCCCCGGGCUGCGCACUGACCAUUCACACCCGGGUGAAUAUGUGUUCCGAAGGACAGUGUCAUGAGGGUGGUAUUGAAUGGACUAUUAUUACCGCCAACGACGAAAUGAGGAUUACCAAUGGGACGCCAAUCACUGGCAGAGGCCCAAUGGACUGGUUAAUCAGGGGAGAGUCUGGCAUCCCAAAACAUCAACCACCUUCCGACUGCCAGUCAUACCCGAAUGUAACCCUAAACGGCGACGACGGGCAUGGUACGAUACCUUGUUAGGAGGGGCAGGGACAGUAAUGGGGAUAUCCAAUGCUAUAGACUCUGAAGUGACCCGUACUAAAUUAUCCAGUACGGGGCAAGCAAUUGCACAAGGCCUGUACACUAUUGGCCGAUGGAUGCCGUCGGCCAUGAUGACGCAGGAAGAGACUGCACGAAUUUUGCUGCAUUCCUUAAAAUGGGAAUUGGACGUGUGGGAUUCGACUCAACGGCUGUUCCAAAAUUUUACUGUACAGAUGAACUGGACAAUUUGCGGUAUCCAAAUGCUGCAUGCACAUUUGCAAAAAGAACGAUUUUUACGAAUAGUCACUUCGCCUAAUGUUUAGGCCUGGCGAGGGGUGUGGAACGUAUCUGAGAAAUUAUGGAUGAACACCUAUCCGGACAAAACAUGGUGUAAUGCAACGCUGUGUAAAGGACAUUUUGUAACCUUGAAUGUAACUGAUUUUGUGACGGUGUGCCGAUAUUACGUAUUGCCGGUCAUUACAUCUGAUGGAUAUUACUUUCUCAAAACAAAAGGGAAUUGGUUCAGUCCGGACACCAAUCUUACCUAUGACUUGUCCGCGUGUGAGCAGGCGGAUCAAGGAAAGGCCUGUCUGUUGAUGGAUCGAUAUCGAGACCCGUGCCUUACAGAAGACACGGCUUUGUGUGAAUGGAUGAUUGAGGCACCCCGAGAUAUGAUGUGGCAGAUUGGUCCCCAUACGCUCUGUGUGGCCACUAGUCAUGCCCAUGCCUUACUCCCGACGACCCCUUUUUCAGGUUGCCUUACUGGCAUCUAUCGAUGGCGGUGGCAGAACCAUACUUACCUAUUGACCAAUUACAGCGGAACGCAACACCUCACCACUAUGCAGUGGCAGGUAUGGCUGCACCCUUGGAGUAUCUCGCUAGAGCGUUUUAAACAGGCCCUCGAUCGCUCGGAAGAGCUAAAGCAGAUAUUGCGACAACAUCAAAUCAAUGUUACCCGGGUGACUGUGUCCACCUUUAUACAUGGCCAAAAGGUAGUACACGCUGCUCAUGUAGUAGAGGUGGAAUCCGCCCAUCACUGGUGGGAUCUGUUCAAUGGGCUGUCAACUACGGCACGACGUUCCCUAUUUCCUCCGUUGUUCAUUUUAAUCGGAGUUUUAGUGAUUCUGACCUGUUGUAAUAUACUGACCUGUACGUAUGUUUGCCGUGUGCGGCAGCAACUGGAACAAAACAUGUACAUGUUAUAACAAUGUAUUGCUUAUUAUUAUGUAUUUGUAUAAUCGUUACAUGUAUUGGGCCAAUCAGUGGAAUGUAAUAUAAGGGGUUAACAUGGUGUCCCAAUACAUGCAAGAUUGGAUCCAGGCACCAGUUGACCUUGAACACAAGACGUUGCUAAGAGACUUCCUGUUAUCUACUGAAGGGAGUCGGAGCCGAAACCGCAUGGGAACAAUGCCCAGUACUAAACAAUGUGUUGGACGAGUGCCCAACGCGGACUCAGUGAACUCGGCAAGUAGCGCAUAUAUAAGCCUGGAAAGUCCCCAGUUCGGGGAGUCUGCUCCGGGUUAAGCUAAUCGCUGAGCGUGGGUCACAGGCGGCACCUCCGCAGAACUGACGGCUCCCAGUUCCAGUAAUUCGUGGAGUAAGUAUAUAGCCAAUUAUGCCAGACCCGUUGUGAGUAUCGGACCUGGUUUCUAUCCUAUAUAGGCUAGGUAGGAAACAAGCAAAAUAAAAUAAUAUUAUCCUAG